Drosophila busckii is the source of this 1645-nucleotide messenger RNA. It is a transcript of the gene Ucp4A, whose product is annotated as mitochondrial uncoupling protein 4. Gene Ontology annotation, biological process: response to cold; mitochondrial transport. The record is from RefSeq and is a predicted model, not a curated record. The coding region runs from base 200 to 1321 and encodes 373 amino acids. The transcript is spliced from 5 exons. NCBI's taxonomy places the organism in Eukaryota, Metazoa, Arthropoda, Insecta, Diptera, Drosophilidae. Gene Ontology annotation, cellular component: mitochondrial membrane.
GUUUUAUUGAUACCCAAUUGAUAAGCGCGUUGAAUACAUGCACAUUAUAUAUAUACACACACGCACAUAUACACACUACACUAAAGACAUAAAUAAGUUUUGCCAUGUAUAAACGGUGGAUCAACUCGUGCUUCUAAUUAAAUAUAAAACGCCAAUACCAACGGCGUUAGCGGGCUAACAUAUAAAAAACAGCUUAAAAAUGCCCGUGCCACAGGUAAUUGCCGCAGCUGCCAUAACCACAGCAAGUGUGCCCAGCACCGAGAGCAGCAGCAGCGCUCCAAAUGCAGCGGCGUCCACAGCAACGUCAGCAGCAGCGGCAACAGCUGGCAGCGCCGCUGGAUCCAGUGGACGACAUCAGCUGCGACCUGUGAAAUAUAACUAUGCCGAUUCAUUUGCCACCACCUAUGUAGUCUCUGUGGUGGGCGCCUCCAUAGCUGAGCUGGUUACUUAUCCGCUGGAUCUCACCAAGACGCGUCUACAAAUCCAAGGCGAGGCGGUUGCUGUUGCACUCACCCCUUCCCCCAGUGGCAGUGCCAAACCCAAUCAGAUGCAAUAUCGCGGCAUGGUCGCCACCGCCUUUGGCAUUGUACGCGAGGAGGGCGCCCUAAAAUUAUGGCAGGGCGUGACGCCGGCGCUCUACAGACACGUCGUCUAUAGUGGCGUGCGCAUCUGUAGCUACGAUCUAAUGCGCAAGGAGUUCGCACAGAACGGCACACAAGCCUUGCCCGUGUGGAAGUCUGCGUUGUGUGGCGUCACUGCUGGCGCUGUGGCACAAUGGCUUGCCUCGCCCGCUGAUCUGGUGAAGGUGCAGAUACAAAUGGAGGGCAGACGUCGUCUAAUGGGUGAAGCACCACGUGUCCAUGGUGCGGCGCAUGCAUUCCGCGAGAUUGUCCAACGCGGCGGCGUCAAGGGUCUCUGGAAGGGCAGCAUACCCAACGUGCAGCGUGCGGCUUUAGUUAAUUUGGGCGAUCUGACCACUUACGAUACCAUCAAGCAUAUGAUUAUGGAUCGACUGCAUAUGCCCGACUGUCAUACGGUGCAUGUGCUCGCUUCGGUGUGUGCUGGCUUUGUGGCAGCCAUAAUGGGUACGCCGGCAGAUGUGGUCAAGACACGCAUCAUGAAUCAGCCCACCGAUGAGUUGGGACGUGGUCUGCUGUAUCGCGGCUCCAUUGAUUGCCUGCGUCAAACUGUUGGGAAGGAGGGCUUUGUGGCAUUGUAUAAGGGUUUUCUGCCCUGCUGGAUACGCAUGGCGCCAUGGUCGCUCACCUUCUGGUUGUCUUUUGAGCAAAUACGCAAAAUGAUUGGUGCCUCUGGUUAUUGAAUGAGAUUCGUGUGGGGAAUUGUUAGCGAGAAUCAAAUGAAAUUGCAAUCGAUAUUUUAAGAAAACAUGUUAUUCUCUACACUGCUUUGCGUCUGAGCAAAGUUAACUAAGUGCUAUUAUACUGGUACAACUACCUAAGACUGUUUUCCAUCUUGAUCACAGUUCGUUAUUUUUGUCUCCUUCCAAUGAAAAAUUGUAAAUUUUAAACCUUACUUUCUGUAUGUUUUAGGUUUUUUUUGCUUAAGUGUGUGAUUACAGAGGUUGAAAGGGGACAUGAAGGGACUGAACAUAAAAGUUAUGAAACUAUGCUUAAUAAAUGUUUUC